Messenger RNA from Hemibagrus wyckioides, 2081 nucleotides. Its product is annotated as transmembrane protease serine 9-like. The transcript is spliced from 13 exons. Gene Ontology annotation, biological process: proteolysis. The coding region runs from base 88 to 1797 and encodes 569 amino acids. Gene Ontology annotation, molecular function: serine-type endopeptidase activity. The record is from RefSeq and is a predicted model, not a curated record. NCBI's taxonomy places the organism in Eukaryota, Metazoa, Chordata, Actinopteri, Siluriformes, Bagridae.
CAGCAGUACUGGGUAGAUAUAAAAGAGUGCUGAGAGAGGACAAGGACACCUGCAGACUUGCACAGAGAUAGAGAGCUGAAUACAAAGAUGCUGAGACUCCAGUGUGUGUUCGUGGCCCUGGUCUUGUAUUUAAAAGGUUCCCUUUGCCAGCUCAGUGAAUGUGGCAGUGCACCUUUUAAUACCCGUAUUGUGGGUGGACAGAAUGCUUCAGCUGGGGCGUGGCCAUGGCAGGUUAGUAUACAGAGCCCUGUAUAUAAAGGUCAUUUCUGUGGAGGAUCCCUCAUCAACAAAGACUGGGUUCUGACAGCAGCCCACUGUUUCUCCAGCACUAGCAAUUCUGGCCUGACUGUGUAUUUGGGGAAACAGACUUUAAAUGGCCCUAAUCCCAAUCAAAUUUCAAGAGGUGUUAAACAGGUGAUCCUUCACCCCAACUACAACAGUGCAACCCAAAACAAUGACAUUGCCCUUCUGCUUCUGAACUCCUCCGUCACCUUCACAAACUACAUCAGACCAGUGUGUCUUGCAGGUCAAGGCAGCAGUUUUCCAACUGGAACCAGCUGCUGGAUCACAGGCUGGGGAAGCAUCGCAUCUGGAGUGCAACUUCCAUAUCCUGGUGUGCUGCAGGAGGCAAUGGUGCCCACUGUCAAUACAUAUCUUUGUGAUUUUCUACUGGGAUUUGGAUCCAUUACUACAAACAUGAUGUGUGCUGGUUAUCUCCAAGGAGGCACAGACACCUGCCAGGGGGAUUCUGGAGGUCCAUUGGUGACUAAACAGGGUGCGGUCUGGAUUCAGGCUGGUAUCACUAGCUGGGGUAGGGGCUGUGCUCAGAUGAACUCACCUGGUGUGUACACUCGGGUAUCUCAGUACCAGAACUGGAUAUCCAGCAUCAUCAACCAAAAUCUGCCUGGCUUUAUCACGACACUUGCUGACUUGCACAGAGAUAGAGAGCUGAAUACAAACAUGCUGAGAGUUCAGUGUGUGUUCGUGGCCCUGGUCUUGUAUUUAAAAGGUUCCCUUUCCCAGCUCAGUGAAUGUGGCAGUGCACCUUUUAAUACCCGUAUUGUGGGUGGACAGAAUGCUUCAGCUGGGGCGUGGCCAUGGCAGGUUAGUAUACAGAGCCCUGUAUAUAAAGGUCAUUUCUGUGGAGGAUCCCUCAUCAACAAAGACUGGGUUCUGACAGCAGCCCACUGUUUCUCCAGCACUGGCAAUUCUAGCCUGACUGUGUAUUUGGGGAAACAAACUUUAAAUGGCCCUAAUCCCAAUCAAAUUGCAAGAGGUGUUCAACAGGUGAUCCUUCACCCCAACUACAACAGUGCAACCCAAAACAAUGACAUUGCCCUUCUGCUUCUGAACUCCUCCCUCACCUUCACAAACUACAUCAGACCAGUGUGCCUUGCAGGUCAAGGCAGCAGUUUUCCAACUGGAACCAGUUGCUGGAUAACAGGCUGGGGAAGCAUCGCAUCUGGAGUGCAACUUCCAUAUCCUGGUGUGCUGCAGGAGGCAAUGGUGCCCACGGUCAAUACAUAUCUUUGUGAUUUUCUACUGGGAUUUGGAUCCAUUACUACAAACAUGAUGUGUGCUGGUUAUCUCCAAGGAGGCACAGACACCUGCCAGGGGGAUUCUGGAGGUCCAUUGGUGACUAAACAGGGUGCGGUCUGGAUUCAGGCUGGUAUCACUAGCUGGGGUAGGGGCUGUGCUCAGAUGAACUCACCUGGUGUAUACACUCGGGUAUCUCAGUACCAGAACUGGAUAUCCAGCAUCAUCAACCAAAAUCUGCCUGGCUUUAUCACGUACUAACACAGAGGGACAACAUGAGGAUGUACUGAUGGAUCAGGCAACAAGAACACAUCUUAUUUUACCAGUGUAUAUAUGUUAACUAUACAGCUCUGUAUUUAUUUAUUUUUUACAAACAUGAAUCCAAAUUAUCAAAACAUAGUCAUUGUAUGUAAGCUUUACUGUAAUAAAAAUGACUGUAGUGAUAAUCAUUUGUAUGUACUACAUGUACAAGAUAUUACAUAUUUUGUAAUGUUUGUAACCAUUUUUAAUGUUUUAUUUAAUAUUCACACAAUUAAAGAGUAUUU